CGAUCGAUUCUCUCUUCCAGUGCCCGCUGAGCUUGGCCUGCUUCGAGGAUAUUGAGUCCAAUUCGUGUUCUUUGUUGAGGAUUUUGAUUGUGUCUAGACGAGUCAAUCUUGUCGGAAUUUGGACGCGAAAGUAGUUCGUGCCCAUUUCGUUGCUGUUACCCACCUCGACGCGAUUUGUCUCCUGAUCGUUUGCGAUCUGAAUUCGGCUCCGAGGUGGUUGGUUUCCUGCUGGUGAUCAGGGUUCUGAGGGCGAAACUCUGUGAGAUCGAAUUCAGUUUCUAGCAAUCUCGGCGAUCCGAUUUGAUCGGAGAACUUGUCCUGUUUCUGGUGCUUUUGAAGUUAGCUCCCUUCGCUUCUGAAUUCAAAUCCUUGAUCUCCGAUAUUGACUUACUUUGAGAACUCAGCUGACUUCUCAUAUUCAGAGUUCAAUCUUCGGAAGUCGCUGCCGUUUGAUUUGAAAAUUCGUUGGCUUUAAGCUCUUGGGGUUUGUGCUUUGGAUGUUAAGUUAAUAGAGAGUCAGUCAACGAUGGACUGCUCGCAAGGAAAAUCGAAUGCUCCGGCUCCCUUUCUGGUCAAGACCUAUGAGAUGGUUGAUGAUCGUCAGACAGACUUCCUGGUGUCCUGGAGUGAGGGUGGAUGCAGCUUCGUGGUGCGGAAUCCUCCUGAAUUCUCCAGGGAAUUGCUCCCCAAAUACUUCAAGCACAACAACUUCUCGAGUUUCGUGAGGCAGCUCAAUACUUAUGGUUUUAGAAAGAUAGAUCCUGAUCAGUGGGAGUUUGCCAAUGAAGAAUUCAUAAGAGGGGAGAAACAACUUUUGAACAACAUCUACCGACGCAAACCAAUCCAUAGCCAUUCGGGGCAGAGUGUUCGAUUAACUGAUAUGGAGAAACAGGUGUAUGAGGAGGAAAUCGCGAAACUGCAGCACGAGAAGAGUUUGCUUCAGUCGGAGCUUCAAAGAUAUCAGGGAGAGAAUCAGGAUGUCGAUUUCCAAAUGCAGUUACUACGUAAGCAAUUUCAAAGUGUGGAACAGAAACAGACACACUUGAUGGCCUUUUUGGCUAGAUUAAUGCAAAAACCGGUAUUUGCUUCUCUUCUUACACAGCAGCCGGAUAUCCCUAACAAAAAGAGAAGGUUGCUGGAACUGGAUCAUUUACAUGACUCGGAUGACAUGGACGAGCGAGAGAGUUUGAAAUUCCAGAAAGAAAAUCCCACUGGAGUUCCCUUUUCUCUUUUAGAUUCGGACUCUGUGGAGAAACUGGAGCAGUCUUUGCACCUUCUGGAAAAUCUCCUUCAAGGACUUGAUAGUACUUUUGGGGUGGAACAGCACGACUUCGGUGCAUUAUCGUUGCCUUCGCUGGCAGGUAUCACUGGGAGGAAAGAAUCUUCGGAUGAUUCUGACAGGCAUAUCCACCCUUGGUCAUCUGGGUCACCUCCAUCUUCGAAAGAGGCUGCAUCGUCGCCGGAUCUUGCUCUAGGUACUGAUCAUUUCGAAAGCCCGGAGACGUCAUCAGUGUGUCUCAACAUGGACAUCAGCCUCAAAUCGUCGGUGAUCGAUGUGAACGUGGAGCCACCCUGCGUCCACGACGUGGAUAACUUGAAAGAACAGAUCCUCGAGAAAAUGCCCGGCGCCCCGACCGCCGUUAACGACGUGUUCUGGGAGCAGUUCCUCACCGAAGCCCCUUGCCCACCCGAGUCUCAGGAAGUGCAGUCCGAAAGAAGAGAAGGCAAUAACGGAAGCAGGAGUCCUGUGAAGCCGGCUAAUCAUGGGAAGUUCUGGUGGAACUCGCAUUAUGGGAAUGACUUCACAAAGCAUGUGGAGAGCCUUGCUUCAGAAGGAAGAAGUUGAUAUUCGUUGAUGCUUUAGGAACGCUCUAGUUUUUACAACCUAUUUUUCACCUGCAUAGGCUGUCGGGUCAUUCAUUUUCCUUGGUGGUUCUAUACAUACAGGAUCUUUUUCUU
Molecule: messenger RNA, 1959 nt
Organism: Rhodamnia argentea
Lineage: Eukaryota; Viridiplantae; Streptophyta; Magnoliopsida; Myrtales; Myrtaceae
Product: heat stress transcription factor A-4b-like
Exons: 2
Coding region: 527-1846 (439 amino acids)
Biological process (GO): regulation of transcription by RNA polymerase II
Cellular component (GO): nucleus
Molecular function (GO): RNA polymerase II cis-regulatory region sequence-specific DNA binding; DNA-binding transcription factor activity
Source: RefSeq, a predicted model, not a curated record